Messenger RNA from Polypterus senegalus (gray bichir), 1075 nucleotides. It is a transcript of the gene naa20, whose product is annotated as N-alpha-acetyltransferase 20, NatB catalytic subunit. The record is from RefSeq and is a predicted model, not a curated record. Gene Ontology annotation, cellular component: NatB complex. Gene Ontology annotation, molecular function: protein-N-terminal amino-acid acetyltransferase activity. The coding region runs from base 70 to 606 and encodes 178 amino acids. Gene Ontology annotation, biological process: N-terminal peptidyl-methionine acetylation. NCBI's taxonomy places the organism in Eukaryota, Metazoa, Chordata, Cladistia, Polypteriformes, Polypteridae. The transcript has 6 exons.
CUUGCCUCACAAUAGCUCUUCCGGAUCAAUCGAAGAAUAUUAAAAAACGAAAAAAAAGAAGAAACGAAAAUGACAACAUUAAGAGCUUUCACUUGUGACGAUCUCUUCAAAUUCAAUAAUAUCAAUUUGGAUCCCCUGACAGAGACUUAUGGAAUUCCCUUUUACUUACAGUACCUGGCUCACUGGCCUGAAUACUUUAUCGUAGCAGAGGCGCCUGGAGGAGAACUAAUGGGAUACAUAAUGGGAAAGGCAGAGGGUUCAGUAGCUCGAGAAGAGUGGCACGGGCAUGUCACAGCUCUUUCUGUGGCCCCUGAAUUUAGGCGGCUUGGUUUGGCAGCAAAACUCAUGGAAUUGUUGGAGGAAAUCUCAGAAAGAAAAGGAGGAUUCUUUGUUGAUCUCUUUGUACGCGUUUCUAACCAAGUUGCAGUGAACAUGUACAAGCAGUUAGGAUACAGUGUGUACCGGACUGUGAUUGAGUACUACUCUGCCAGCAAUAAUGAGCCUGAUGAGGAUGCAUAUGACAUGAGAAAAGCCCUUUCAAGAGAUUUGGAUAAGAAGUCGAUAAUACCACUGCCCCAUCCUGUGAGACCUGAAGAUAUUGAAUAACUAUAAGCUGUGGUUCUUAGACAGAUCACUUCAGAUUCUUAAGAUUUUUUAUUUAUUGAUUACAGAAUAAAAGCAAUUAUUGCCUGUAAAACUAUAUGUUUUAAGUUUAUGUUAUGAUUCAUCCUUACCUUAAAAUUUCUAAGUGCACACUUCUGCACACAGGUAAAGCAGAGCAAAGUAGUUAUUUAUUUUUCAGCAUUUUAGGUAGCAAUCUAAAGUUAUGCUGGUGCACUUCACAGUGUUGUAUUAUUAAUUUUAAAUUUGUGUACCAGCCCGGAAUAUGUAGAUAUAAUCACUCUAGAGAAUAUAGAAACUUUUACCAAACAGAUGAUGCAAUUGAUAUAGUUGAACUAUAAUGCUGUCCAAGAACCACAGCAUUGAUGAUGCAUAUUACAUUAAAUUCUGUAUACACAAUAUGUAUAUUUGUUUAAUAUUUUAGCUAAAUAAUAAAUUGGAUGAUACAUCUUUA